Molecule: messenger RNA, 957 nt
Organism: Fusarium oxysporum Fo47
Lineage: Eukaryota; Fungi; Ascomycota; Sordariomycetes; Hypocreales; Nectriaceae
Product: diphthine synthase
Exons: 3
Coding region: 53-916 (287 amino acids)
Biological process (GO): protein histidyl modification to diphthamide
Molecular function (GO): diphthine synthase activity
Source: RefSeq, a predicted model, not a curated record
CAAUUUUUCACCACGAAAUACUACUGCGAUAAUCAGACGUAGAAGGAUCACAAUGUUGUACCUCGUAGGACUUGGUCUCUCUGACGAGACAGAUAUUACUGUCAAGGGCCUUGAGGUCGUCAAGAAAGCCUCCAGGGUCUAUCUGGAGGCUUAUACUAGCAUUUUGCUUGUCGAGCAAUCUGUCUUGGAAUCGUACUAUGGACGAUCCAUCACUGUAGCUGACCGUGAGAUGGUUGAGUCAAACAGCGACGAGAUUCUCCGAAAUGCGCAGAACGAAGAUGUUGCAUUCCUUGUUGUUGGAGAUCCCUUCGGUGCCACUACUCAUACGGACCUCGUUCUACGUGCGCGGGAACUCGAAAUCCCUGUCCGAACCGUUCCCAACGCCUCCAUCAUGUCCGGGAUCGGCGCAUGCGGUCUGCAGCUCUACAACUUUGGACAAACCGUGUCCAUGGUUUUCUUCACUGAUACAUGGAAGCCCGCAUCUUUCUACGAUCGGAUAAAGGAGAACCGUCAAAUCGGUUUACACACGCUAGUCUUGGUAGAUAUCAAGGUUAAGGAGCAGAGUCUCGAGAAUAUGGCCCGAGGUCGUCUGGUUUAUGAGCCUCCUCGCUACAUGACUGUCGGCCAGUGUGCACAACAGAUGCUAGAGAUUGAGGAUGAGCGUAAGGAGGGUGUCUAUACCAAGGACAGUCUGGCCAUUGGCGCUGCUCGCGUCGGAGGUAAGACGGAGAAGUUCGUGGCUGGUACUUUGGAGGAGCUUUGCUCUACCGACGAGGAACUAGGGCCUCCUCUUCACAGUCUCGUCCUCCUUGGUCGAAGAACACACGAGCUGGAGCUCGACUACGUACGACAGUUUGCGGUUGAUAAGGAGAAGUGGGAUAGGCUAUGGAAAGCUGAGUACGGAAAGCAGCUGUGAAUGGUUGCUAAUAUUGUCAUGAAUUCGUAUCGCCUUUGAUA